Labeo rohita (rohu) is the source of this 2917-nucleotide messenger RNA. RefSeq names its product axin interactor, dorsalization associated (gene aida). The record is from RefSeq and is a predicted model, not a curated record. Gene Ontology annotation, cellular component: membrane. Gene Ontology annotation, molecular function: phosphatidylinositol binding. NCBI's taxonomy places the organism in Eukaryota, Metazoa, Chordata, Actinopteri, Cypriniformes, Cyprinidae. The coding region runs from base 168 to 1079 and encodes 303 amino acids. The transcript has 10 exons. Gene Ontology annotation, biological process: determination of ventral identity.
UAGUUCGGUUGCACUCGCAUCAGGCCUGUGGCGGUGUGUGGCGGUGCCACCGGUGCAUCCGGAGCCCAGUGCGUUUCCCCGGCGGUGCGCAACAAUGCGGCGCUGGAGAUAAAACUUCACCAGCGAUGUCAGAGCCCGGAGCUUUCGCGCAACUUUAACCCGAGAAGAUGUCAGAUGUCACCAAGACCGUCCAGAAAUGGCACGCGAGUUUUAAAAAGGGCACGGACUUUGAUUCGUGGGGGCAGCUGGUGGAAGCCAUCGAUGAAUAUCAAAUACUCGCAAGGCAGCUUCAGAAAGAAGUGCAGUCGUCAAACUCGCAUGAUUUUACAGAGGAACAGAAGAAAACCCUGGGAAAGUUUGCAACAUGCCUUGAAAUGCGAAGUGCAGCCUUACAGUGCACACAAUCUCAAGAGGAUUUCAAGUUGGAAGACCUGAAAAAACUGGAGCCCAUUAUAAAGAACAUUCUGACUUACAACAAAGAUUUCCCUUUUGAUGUCCAACCAGUGCCUUUGAGGAAGAUUCUUGCACCAGGUGAGGAGGAAAACCUUGAGCUUGAGGAGGAGCUGGAUGCCGGGACCGGAGCAGGUUCAACACCAUCAUUUCCUUCAAGGGUCCCAGGUACGCUGUUGCCACGGUUACCCUCGGAGCCUGGAAUGACUUUGCUGACGCUGACGAUAGAGAAGAUCGGUCUGAAAGACGCAGGACAGUGCAUUGACCCCUACAUCACAGUCAGUGUUAAAGAUCUGAACGGUAUAGACUUGAACCCAGUUCAGGACACGCCAGUGGCUACGCGGAAGGAGGACACGUAUAUUCAUUUUAGCGUGGAUGUGGAAAUUCAGAAACAUGUAGAAAAACUACCAAAAGGUGCAGCUAUUUUCUUCGAAUUCAAACACUACAAACCCAAGAAAAGAUUCACUAGCACUAAGUGUUUUGCUUUCAUGGAAAUGGAUGAAAUCAAACCAGGUCCCAUUGUUAUAGAACUGUACAAGAAACCGACUGACUUCAAGAGGAAAAAACUCAACCUCCUGACGAAGAAACCACUUUACCUGCACCUUAACCAGACUUUGCACAAAGACUAAACAAAGAUCCUACAGCCAAACACUUUGGGGAACAGUAGAGGUUAUAUUUCUCGGAUACGUUUGGUGCAUCACCUCUCACAUUCCUUGCAAUAUCGGACACUUUUCUUCAUAUCUCCAGUCUGAAGUUUGGGACGCAGCCUGAUGUCUCUACGGUGCUUCAUCUGAGAGAGAGACGAGCGGUUGAAAUGGAAACUGUUUGAAAAACUGAAUUGUGUACAAAUGCUUUUGUGUGAUGGAAACAGAUGGAUAUAACUUGGAUAUAACAUAACUCCCCAUUGGUUUUAUAUUUUUAUUGCAUUAAAGAAACAGCUCGCCCUCAUCUUCCAAACCUGUAUGCUGUUAUUAUAAGAAAGUCUCUUUUUCGUGCAAUCCCAGUUUAUAAUCUACAAAGACUGAAACAAAAGACAACCCUCAUAGCACACGUACAUCUCAGAGACGUCUAUUUGACGUCUGCAAGAUGUAUAUCUGCAAUGCGUCUAUAGGACGUUUCCAAUCAGAUGUCAAAUAGACAUCUAUUAGAUGUCUUUAAGAUGUUUAUGAUUUAGGAUGUAUGUAAAACACAUCUUACAGAUGUUUGUACACAGCAGAUGCUUUCCAGAUCAAGAGAUCUUUAACAGACAUCUUGCAGACGUACGUGUACUAUCUGGGAUAGCACCAUUUGCACCAAAAAAAGUCUUUCUGAGGCCAUACAAAAUAUUAAACUGUUAUUCAGUGAAAAUCUCGAAUAUUUCGAACCAUUUCUAAUGCGAUUCAGCAGCUUUUUGAUUCUUAAAACCGACUGAAUCUGAACAUAUAACUAAUAUAACUUUGAUUUUUGCAUAUGCAGUACUGUGGGAAAAACGGCAUACAAAUUUGGGAUUAUGUGAGGGUGAGUAAAUAAUGACAGAAAGAUAACUUUUGGAUAUACUAUUCCUUUAUAAAUGUUGUUUAACAGACAAGUUUAUUGCUUUUAUUGAAUAUCUGCAUCGCUUGCUAAUGCUACAUACAGUGGAGCUCAUGAAAACACUAAAAAACAACACUAAACGUCUCAAAUAUCUAAAUAUGUUGUUUUUGAGAUUUAUUUAGAUGUUUAUCAACUAUUUUUUUCCACAGCAGUGUUGGGUAGCUGCGUAUCAGCUAGCUAAUUUAGCAUAACAAGGCCUUCUUUCUUUAAAAUCUUUUUAUGGCUCAUUAAUAUCACUGAAAAUCUAUGACCUUGUAUUCUUUAAUAUUUUAGAUAUUUUAAUUAAGUAUGAAUCAGAAAGCCAGUAAAUAUGAUCUUGACCAUGUGAAAGGAGAAACUGGAGCAGUUUGAGCAUCAGCAUGUCAGUUUUGUAAUUCGCUCCACACUUCGCUCUUUGAUUAAUAGUUCAGUCUGGUUAUUUUGUGAUAGUUACUACAGGAUUAAUUUCUCAAAUAGUUUAAACCAAGUUUACCAAAAAAAAAAAAAUUUCUGAUGAAGUUUGGCUAGCGCUGUUUGGAGACUAGCCUAACCUUUACUGCUUCAUUACGGUUUUAUUGUCACAGGAGGUUUACAAAUUAGGAAAUAACUAAUGGAGAUGUUUUCCUGCAUCGGGUUGUUUAAUUUUAUGUCAGUUUUGGAGUCUCAGAAUCAACUAAAUGGUUAAAAGUAUUGCAUUUCUGUGAAGACUUUAUACAUCAUGUUGUUUAAUGGACGUUGCCUAUCAUGGCGUGUAUUAUUACACAGCUUUUUCGAAUGUCUCAUUUCUAAUAAAUGACGAUGCUGCUUGAAUCAUGAAUAUUUUAUAAACACACUUCAGCCUGAAAUAUCAGACUGACCUCAAGGAAACACGAUAACUGUAAUGGCUAACUAAUAAAGUUCAAUCUUCAACCAGUUA